This is a messenger RNA of Suillus discolor, 2368 nucleotides long. RefSeq lists its product as uncharacterized. NCBI's taxonomy places the organism in Eukaryota, Fungi, Basidiomycota, Agaricomycetes, Boletales, Suillaceae. Bases 412 to 2211 code for a protein of 599 amino acids. The transcript is spliced from 6 exons. The record is from RefSeq and is a predicted model, not a curated record.
CAACAUCGAACGUCAACUGCACCACGUUCAAACCCGGGAGGGCGGCCGGCGGGUUGGCAGGUCCUCCGUACAUGAUCGAUAUCUGAGACUGCAGCGCUGUUUCAGCCAUCUCUAUCUUUUCACGAAACCGAUCGCCCUGGCGAACAACUUGCGAUAUUCGAAUUACCGAACACUCGGAAUCAACCGGGCGAACAUGGUGAUUGGUGCAUGCACUGUUAUCAGAUCAAAAUUACAUCUCCGCAAGUCUUGGAUGAGGUUCUGCUACCCUCCCUUCGCACGAAUUCUGCCGUAGACCACCAACCAGUCCCAGUUGGCACAACUCCUGAGUUCUGCUAAGAACACUAGUGACCUCGCAUUACUUGGCUCCGAUAAAGACACGAUAACAUCAAUAUUUCUCUGACAGUUCUCGCAAUGCGUUAUCAGUCCCUUGCGGCAGCUAUGACCCUCGGGUCAGCAGCUCUAGCUCUCCGUACCCAACAAUUUCCCGUCAGCACUACUGGAGAAGCUGGCGGUCGACCCUUGAAUAUCGCCAACUCGAACAAUGAUAAACUACAUUCAUUUGGUUUCGGUUCGAAGGUCGAGCAAUGGAGUCUUGACGAAGGUCCUGCCGAGAAUGCGACAGGGAACUUGAUCUUCGACACUGUCCACUCACUUUUACAACACUGGCCAAACACUCGAUAUCGUAAUGGACAUAACGUAAUACCAGGAACAAUUCCAAUAGGUACUUUACUGUAUCACGGCACCACCCGCCAUGCGAUACCCAGUGAGCCCGAAUGGACCGCUACAGACCCAGAACAUUCUCUUGCUUUUGCUCGUGGAGAGAGGGCUGGCUGGCACCUCACACUGGCAGCAACGCGACCUCUGAAAGUUUUGUACUUUGAUGGAAGUAGUGCUGCUAAGGUAUCCGAGGGUACAAUGGAUAUACAGGAUAUAAUAGCCUGGGGAGAAGCGCAUCCUGAGCGCAUCUUGGAUGAAAAAUCACGGAUUACAGAUCUCUGUAGGUGGGGAAAAGAGUUCGGAAUAGACGGUUUCGCAAGGAUGGAAAUGGACUUUGAGGUUAUGUUGUGUGAUUUUACGGCCGGUGUCGAAGUAGUAUCUUUCCUGCAUAUCCGGGUCUUAUGGGAGGACAAAGACCGGGCCCCUCCGAGUCCGAAUCACCCUCCUCCACCACCCGGUCCUGAUGUCUGGAUUCGCAUAGUUGAAGCCAUGCACUCCGGCUCAUGGCACAAUCGCUACCCGGGAGAAUCUCGCAUUGUGCUCGACCUGGCUGGUCUCGUCUCACUGUACGACAUCGCACUGGCACCUUCCCUCGUCCCGGUUCGUGCGGGGCUUGAACGACGGGACCAUCGGGUGCUCGGAAUCUCAUCAGAAGACAUAUCGCAGUUGAUGAGAAAGCUCACCGAAGUCAUCAGUCGACCAGACCCGGGCAGCGGUAUAAACUGGAAGGUUCUCAUCCACGUCAUCGUCGAUCGAUAUGCGGAUCGGCUCGAGCUCGUGCGGCAUCUUCUCAAUUUCACCUCAUCAGACUCGCAAGAACUUCUUCAGCGAGGGAAGCUCGUGCAGACCCAGCUCCGCGUUAUGCUUGCACCAUAUCUAUUAGAUGCUACCGUUGUCCCUAGCGCAGACACUCCGGGCCUACAUCCAUCGCAGUGGGCAUCCCCAAUGUUCAGGCUAUGUGCCACAACACACACUACCGCGAUGACAUAUCAAGUACCCUUAAUGACGCCUUCAGAACGCCUGUUGCUCAAGGCCAUCGAGGACACAAUGAGAGAAAUCUGUCGUGUCACUACGAACAUGUGGGCUGUUGGUGUCAUGAGCGGGCUCGACACUCUUUUCCCCAUUGAACUUGAUGGGGAGCCUGAUGUCACUCAAAUAAUGAAUAACUGGAGACAAGACAUCGAGAAGCUGAUGUCUUGGUUAGACUGGAGUAUAUGGAUUAAAUGCCGACCUGCCUGCGGCCCAGAGGAAAUAUGUUAUCUUCCUACCUGGCCCCUUAAUGCCCCCACGCCAUGGCGUCCACGUCAGACUCCGCAGGACCCGCAGAACACUACCGAUGCACCAGCAGAAGUAAAUCAUCUUGCUGAUCGAAUCGGGCAUCCACCAGAAGGUUCAGCGAUUGCAGAUGCGUUUUCCUCCAUUGGGACGCCGAUAGAGGAAUGGAAGAGGCCUCAGCCGAAGUGUGUCAGGCGCAUCCCGCCGUAUAAAUUUUGAUCACGACGGGCUCUCACGUGUAUGAACUACAUCAUUCGUGGAGUUGAGUCAUCUGGAUAUACCUUUUUUCCUGAUAGUCCCAGGCCUCCCGAGGUUCACAGACGUGUUUUCUUGCUGGAAUGCAAAUAUUGGUAUAUGUAUUGGAUACAACACCUAA